AUGCGGGCGCUCCACGUGCACUACGAGGGCACGCUGGAGGACGGGACGGUGUUCGAUUCGUCGCGGCCGAGGGAGAAGCCGCUGGAGUUCAUCGUCGGCGCGGGGACUGUCGUGCGCGGGUUCGACAAGCUGGUGACGGGGCUGGAGGAGGGCGGCACGCGCAAGGGCACGGUGGGCGGGGACGACGCGUACGGGGAGUGGCGGGAGGACAUGUGCGCGACGAUUCCGAUCGAGUCGGCGGGGAACGGGCUGGAGGAGGGCAUGCGGGUGCAGCUCAGCAACGGCAUGACCGCGCGCGUCGUGUCGGUCACGGAGACUGACGUCAGGAUCGACGCGAACCACGAGCUCGCCGGGAAGGACCUGACGUUCGACGUGGAGCUCGUCAAGCACGUGCCGUCCGAGCGGAUGGAGACGGCGACGUUCGGCGCGGGGUGCUUCUGGGGCGUCGAGCUCGCGUACCAGCGCGUCCCCGGCGUCCUGGACACGUGCGUAGGCUACAGCAACGGCCACGUGAUCGACCCCACCUACGAGGACGUGUGCUCGGGGCAGUCCGGGCACGCCGAGGUCGUGCAGGUCAAGUUCGACCCGUCCGUCGUCUCGUUCCGCGGCCUCCUCGACGUGCUCUUCGACAACCACGACCCGACGCAGGUCAACCGGCAGGGCAACGACGUGGGCACGCAGUACCGCUCGGGCAUCUACACGAGCACCGAGGAGCAGGAGGCCGCGGCGCGGGCGUACAUCGAGGAGCGCGCGGGGGACUUCGCGGGCCCCAUCGCCACCGAGGUGCUGCCCGUGGAGAACUUCACGCGUGCCGAGGCCUACCACCAGCAGUACCUGGCGCGCGGGGGCAGGUUCGGGAAGCCCCAGAGUGCGGAAAAAGGGUGCACGUCGCCCAUCCGGUGCUACGGGUGA
This is a messenger RNA of Pedinophyceae sp. YPF-701, 912 nucleotides long. Lineage: Eukaryota; Viridiplantae; Chlorophyta; Pedinophyceae. The record is from the annotation of a GenBank genome assembly.